Molecule: messenger RNA, 1031 nt
Organism: Astyanax mexicanus (Mexican tetra)
Lineage: Eukaryota; Metazoa; Chordata; Actinopteri; Characiformes; Acestrorhamphidae
Gene: psmb13a
Product: proteasome 20S subunit beta 13a
Exons: 8
Coding region: 89-922 (277 amino acids)
Cellular component (GO): proteasome core complex
Molecular function (GO): threonine-type endopeptidase activity
Source: RefSeq, a predicted model, not a curated record
CGCAAUUACAGCGAGUCAACCUCACACAGUCCUCCUGCUGCCUGUGAGACACAGCGAGCUGCCCGUAGCCCGGUUUCUCUCCGCGGACAUGGCUCACCCGUACGUGUUCGAAGCGCCUCAGUCUGGGUUCAGUUUCGAGAACUCGACCCGAAAUGUUUUAUUGAACAAUGUGCUUGGAGAACAGAAGACAAAGACACCUAAACCCAUGAAGACUGGAACCACAAUUGCAGGAGUGGUGUAUAAGGAUGGUGUGGUACUGGGAGCAGACACAAGGGCCACUUCCAGUGAAGUAGUCGCUGACAAAAUGUGUGCCAAAAUUCACUACAUUGCUCCAAACAUAUACUGCUGUGGAGCAGGGACUGCUGCAGACACAGAAAAAACUACAGACAUGCUGUCAUCCAACCUCACCAUUUUCUCCUUGAACAGUGGCAGAAAUCCUAGAGUGGUCAUGGCAGCUAACAUCAUACAGGAUAUGCUCUUCAGGUAUCGAGGUGGGAUUGGAGCGAAUCUCAUUUUGGGAGGGGUCGACUGCACUGGGAGUCACAUCUACAAUGUGGGGCCUUUUGGAAGCAUGACCAAGGUUCCAUUUAUUGCAAUGGGAUCUGGAGAUUUAGCUGCUAUGGGUGUUCUGGAAGACAGGUUCAAACCCAGUCUGGAGCUUGAGGAGGCCAAGUUUUUAGUGCGCGAUGCCAUCCAUGCAGGCAUCAUGAGUGACCUGGGUUCAGGAAACAACAUUGACAUCUGUGUCAUCACCAGGGAAGGGGUGGACUACAUAAGACCCUAUAAGGAAUCUGAAUACACGAACAAGAGACAGGAAAAAUAUAAGUAUAAACCAGGUACAACUCCUGUUUUGACAGAGAAGGUGGUUCGCUUGGAGCUGGAGCUUGUGCAUGAGAAUGUUCAAACAAUGGAAACAUCCUGAGCCAAACUCCUGUGCCCUCUGUUUUUGAAAAUAAACUGGUGUCAGAAAGCACAAAAAUCACAUUUUCAGUUAGUUGUGAAUAUGAUAAUAAAUAAAUGACCAAAUUAGA